Molecule: messenger RNA, 624 nt
Organism: Penicillium subrubescens
Lineage: Eukaryota; Fungi; Ascomycota; Eurotiomycetes; Eurotiales; Aspergillaceae
Exons: 3
Coding region: 1-624 (207 amino acids)
Source: RefSeq, a predicted model, not a curated record
AUGACCACUAUCGAGUCUAUCAUCCCGACUAUGACCACCUUCAGCACUGGUCGUGUUCCUAUGCCCUCUGUGGCCCCUUCGGAGGCUCCCCCUCCUCCCUCCUCCCCCACCAAGCCCUCCGCGAUCGACAACCUGGCAAGGAUACCGGCAGGCCUUUGGGUGUUGAUUUUCCUCGUUGUGGGCUUCAUCCUCACUGGCGGGACGUUCUUUUUUAUCAAGAGGCAGAAGGCGAAGCCGAGGAAUGAAGUCCCCCUUGUUGACAUGAAUCCGACCAUCGAGGCCAUAACCACGGCCACCGCAACACUGAACAAGACCACCACAUCCCUGGAAAAUGCUGCUAAACAUUUGAAUACGGCCGUCCGAUCCCAAAACACUCCCACCACCAUCACCACUACGACUCCAACCCAAUCCCCGGAAGAGGUGGAAGCUGAAGAUCAUGGUCAAACCCCUGGCCCCUCCUCUCCCCCCGAAAAUGUCAACGGCCACCCGGGCCCCCCAAAGCCUAAGCUCCGAGACAAGAUGAGAGACCCUGCUUAUUUGAACGCCGGCCUCUCUGGUGGGCGCACCACUAUGCAUGGUUUGGGGAAGGUCGGCAAAUGGCUCGGUAUUGGCGAGCAGGCAUAA